Moneuplotes crassus is the source of this 920-nucleotide messenger RNA. The record is from the annotation of a GenBank genome assembly. NCBI's taxonomy places the organism in Eukaryota, Ciliophora, Spirotrichea, Euplotida, Euplotidae.
CAUUGAUAUAAAUUAUUGAUAAAUUGUUAUUAUUAAAUGGAAGCUCAAUCUUGGUCCAGCCUUAACAAGUGCAAGAGGAAUGAAGUUACACUUAACAAUAAAUCAGCCAAGUUUACCAAUGCUAUAAAAUUUAUUGCUUCUUGCAAACACAAGAAUGGAAAUCUACAAAGGCAUGAUCUUAAAGAAAAAUGCUCAGAUAUGGAAAGAUACAUAAAAGACCUUCUUUGGAACCAUGUGUCCGAAGAUGAUAUGGAUGAUGUUGAUCAAGAUAUUUCUGUAUCUUCAAUCAAAGCAAAAUAUUUUGAUAAAAUGCUACAAAUUUUAUCGAAAGGCAAUAACGGAAUAUUCUUACGCCUUAGAGGAACUUUCUCAGUUUUCAGGAUGCAUAAAGCUAUUAGGAAUGUAAUUAAGAACGUUCAUUCACUUGAAACUCUCAACUUUUGUAAGCUGUCUUUAACCUCAAAACAUUUGAUGCAUAUUCUUCUCACUGGAACUUCUCUGACACAUUUUACAUGAUACGACUGCCAUAUCACAGGUCCUAAAAUUGCUAUUAACUCCUCAAGAGUUUUCCCUCUCAUGAUCAUAAACUUACAUUGGGGUAAUAGAACUAAUAUGAUCCCCAAAAUCAUAACCGCAUCAAAACUUUCCUCCCAAAACGAAGAAUCUGAACCCACAGAAACCACUACCAUCCCCUCUAUCCCCAUAAACUCCAUACCAGAAACCUCUAUCCUAACCUAUUUCUCCACCAUCCUCUGGAACAUCUGCCAAUGUCCUUUCGUGAAGACCAUGGUAGAAAUCUCGAUUGAAUUCCCAAACAUGCCAGCUCAUAUUUCCCAUGAACUGAAAAACAGGUACUCCUCAGCACCCAUUGACAUCAGUGAACCUCAAGAGUAACUCAUCUCCAAUCUCUUCAAUCAAAA